AUGUUUUUGCUGCGCAGGUUACUGGCCCCUCUAUGCAUAAUAAUUGUAAGUGUCAGCCACCAGAACGCAAAAGUUUGCUCGAACAAGUUUCAAGCGAACGUGCUGAACAGCGGCACACGUGUAGGGGAGCAGCCUCCCUGGGGGACGACAGCCCUGAAGAGGGACACGAAAAGGAAAAAUGGUCUCUUCAAGAAUGACAAGAAACAAAAUGCGACAUCACAAUAUGGCUACUACUUUACUAAGGAGAAAAACAAAAUAGUAAAAAAAAAAAAAAAAAAAUUUUCACUGAAUUAUUCUAGAGACCCUAAAACAGCAACGAGGGGGACAAAAAGAAUAAAAAUAAAAACAAAAACAAAACUUCGCUCCCCCCUCCUUUUUAUAUCCCCCUUAUCAACAUCAUUAAACGAGAUUAAUGAAAGUGUGAAGGCUCUGUUCAACUUAGACUACAUAGAAAAUAGCUACCUCUAUUCAUAUAUUAAAUCAUUUAAAAGGACACCCCCCUUAACCAAACUUUACCUCCUAGGCACUUUCAUCUUAAGCAUAUGCAUGCAUGUAAAUAAGAAUAUAUACAAGCUCAUUGUGUUCGAUUUCGAAAAAGUAUUUUACCAACGUCAAGUGUGGAGAUUAAUUACUCCUUACUUUUAUAUAGGUAAUUUAUACCUCCAAUAUAUUCUUAUGUUUAAUUAUUUACACAUCUACAUGUCUUCGGUUGAAAUUGCACACUACAAGAACCCAGAGGACUUGCUCACAUUUCUAACUUUUGGCUACCUGUCCAAUCUCCUCUUUAUAAUAAUCGCAAGUAUGUACAAUGAAAAUGUGAUGAACCUUCAAGGGUAUGUGAAUGAAGUUAAGAGAAUUUUUUUUUCAGGGGGGAAGAGUAUUUCCGCCAAGGCGAACACAGAUGUACGUAUAACAAAAGAGCAGUAUAACCACCUUGGUUAUGUUUUCUCUACCUACAUACUCUACUACUGGAGUCGGAUCAACGAAGGCACCCUCAUUAACUGCUUCGAGCUUUUCCUGAUCAAGGCUGAGUAUGUCCCUUUCUUUUUUAUUAUACAGAACGUUUUACUAUACAAUGAAUUUUCUCUCUUCGAAGUUGCGUCCAUUUUGUCCAGUUACUUUUUCUUCACAUAUGAAAAAUAUUUUCAAUUGAAUUUCGUGCGGCGCUUCAACCUCGCCCUGCUCAAGGCGCUGCGCCUCUACCCCAUGUACGAGGCCUACAGGGAGGAGUACGAGUAG
Messenger RNA from Plasmodium fragile, 1239 nucleotides. RefSeq lists its product as uncharacterized. Gene Ontology annotation, biological process: endoplasmic reticulum unfolded protein response. Gene Ontology annotation, molecular function: misfolded protein binding; ubiquitin-specific protease binding. Bases 1 to 1239 code for a protein of 412 amino acids. The transcript has a single exon. Gene Ontology annotation, cellular component: endoplasmic reticulum membrane; Hrd1p ubiquitin ligase ERAD-L complex. NCBI's taxonomy places the organism in Eukaryota, Apicomplexa, Aconoidasida, Haemosporida, Plasmodiidae. The record is from RefSeq and is a predicted model, not a curated record.